AUGGCAAGACAACUCGUCCUUCUUCUUCUUUUCGUUGUCAGCGUCUCGGCCUUUUGGCCAUUUGACUACUUCUUCGACAGCAACAACUCAACUGGGCCUCCUCCUCCUCCGCCACCACCAAAGGGAGAAUCUCCUCUACCACCUAUUAUUGGUACAGGAGUAGGAGCCCCUCCACCACCACUAGCAGCAGGCGGAUCUCCACCACAAGAAGGAGCUCCUCGUCCACCAGCUGGAUCUCCUCCACCACCACCACCAGCGGGAGCUGCUCGCCCACCCCCUCCUCUCCAAGCAUAAUCCCCUCGGCAGACUAGAUCGU
Cylicocyclus nassatus is the source of this 316-nucleotide messenger RNA. The record is from the annotation of a GenBank genome assembly. NCBI's taxonomy places the organism in Eukaryota, Metazoa, Nematoda, Chromadorea, Rhabditida, Strongylidae.